Messenger RNA from Sparassis crispa, 1344 nucleotides. RefSeq names its product Metacaspase-1. Gene Ontology annotation, biological process: proteolysis. Bases 1 to 1344 code for a protein of 447 amino acids. The transcript has 18 exons. The record is from RefSeq and is a predicted model, not a curated record. Gene Ontology annotation, molecular function: cysteine-type endopeptidase activity. Lineage: Eukaryota; Fungi; Basidiomycota; Agaricomycetes; Polyporales; Sparassidaceae.
AUGCCGGUCCCCGUUCGCCCACCUGCUCGCAAGGCGCUCUCUGUUGCCGCGCAAUACUCGCGGUUGAAGCAAAUCGAUGAGAUGUACGAGCUUGAGGGGACCCAUAACGACCCUCCUCGGAUUCGUGAACUUCUCCUCGAUGUAUAUGGGUACCGAGACGAGGAUAUCACCAUUCUCAUGGAUGAUGAGAGCGGGCGAUAUGCAUGGCCUACCCGCGACAACAUCAUGAAAGCCAUGCACGAGCUUGUCGCCGAUGCUAUCCCCGGGGACCAUUUCGUGUUCCAUUUCUCUGGUCACGGAAAUCAGGUCCCGAACACAGACGGUACAGAAGUCGAUGGCUUGGAUGAAGUGAUCUGGCCUGUGGAUGUCGUGGUCCAUAGCGAUGAUUCAUUUGAUAACUACAUUAUUGACGACGAUAUCCAUGACAUCUUAGUCAACCACUUGCCUCCGGAGACCCAUUUCGUGAUGAUAUUCGAUUGCUGCCACUCCGGGACUGCUGCAGACCUUCCUUACGCAAACGAUGACUUCUGUCCUCAGACGCCGAUCUCUCCAUCAGCGCAAACGACUGUCAAGAGUGUCCACGUGCGCAAGGGGUCGGAGUCAAUGGUGCACACGCACACCGUCGACCACGACUUGGACGACGGAUUGGCUGCGGAGACUCCGGUGUCGUCACCGACCGAUAAGCUCUCUAGCAACAGGCUGAUCUCAGCUUACGACAAACGUCCUGAUGUGACAUCUUGGUCUGCCUGUACGGACGAUGAGGUGACGCUCGAGGCAGGAACUGGUGGCUUAUUCGUUCAGGCAUUCACAAAUGCUCUUCGCAACAAACCGAAGCAAUCUAACGUGGAGCUGCUGAGAUCUGUGACCCGCGAACUCGCUCGUAUCACUGCCAUUGCCAACAAGAGAAGGCCGCCUGAGUAUCCCGAUGAGUUCGUUAUAAAGCCUCAGUUGUGUGGCCUUCAUGAGCUGCCCUCCGCCAGUGGCCCAAGCGGUACCGAGAGGCGUCCCCUCACAGAGGUUAUCUCGGAGACGUUCCCCGCGUUCAAUCAUCGCUCUGCAGUCGUCGAGCCUUUCGACGCAGAGUCCAAGAGAGAUGCCGAGUUUCUCGAAAAGUUGAACAUGAUGCUCCUGGAACUGAUGCUCGACUUCCACGCUUGGUCGACCGCACGCCCCACGCACGAGAGCGACCGCACCGCCGAUGAACUCGAGCGGGAGAUCAAUGGUGUCAUGGAGGUGGAGAAAGAACAAGGCACGUCUCUCAUCGAGAAAACACGCCAGCGGCUUAACGAGUUCGUUACACGCAUCAAGCUGGCUUUGGCGGCGCUGACUGGUUUGGCUCCGUGA